Talpa occidentalis (Iberian mole) is the source of this 2881-nucleotide messenger RNA. It is a transcript of the gene MYD88, whose product is annotated as MYD88 innate immune signal transduction adaptor. The coding region runs from base 363 to 1253 and encodes 296 amino acids. Gene Ontology annotation, cellular component: plasma membrane. Gene Ontology annotation, molecular function: TIR domain binding; Toll-like receptor binding. Gene Ontology annotation, biological process: positive regulation of canonical NF-kappaB signal transduction; MyD88-dependent toll-like receptor signaling pathway; defense response to Gram-positive bacterium. Lineage: Eukaryota; Metazoa; Chordata; Mammalia; Eulipotyphla; Talpidae. The record is from RefSeq and is a predicted model, not a curated record. The transcript has 5 exons.
CUCCCCAGAUCCCGUGGCUCCAAAGAAGGCCGCUCCGCCCGGCCGCAGAGGACAAGACCCCGGUCUCUUACAACCCCCCGAGUCCUCCUCGACCCCAUCAGUCUCCCGAAGACAGAACGGUGGACUCCCCAGAUCUCAAAAGGCAGAUUCUAUCCCGUUUCCCUAGACCUCGAAGCCAGGUGGGGCGCCCCCACCUCCGUACAUCUGGGGCUCCAGAUCGUCGGGCAGGGCGGCACUUCUCGGAAAGCGAAACCCAGCGGUUCGGGGCGGGGCGGGGAGGAGAGUGUGGGACGCUUAGGGGCAAGGAGGAAGCGCGCGCCGGCGAAGCGCCUCCGAAGGCCGGAGUCUCCAGACGGCUGACCAUGGCUGCCGAGGUUCCGGCAGCGAGGUCCGAGCCCCUCUCCCCCUCCACGUCCUCCUUGCCCCUGGCAGCGCUCAACAUGAGAGUGCGGCGCCGCCUAUCGCUGUUCCUGAAUGCUCGGACGCAGGUGGCUGCCGACUGGACAGCUCUGGCCGAGGAGGUGGGCUUUGAGUACUUGGAGAUCCGGCAUCUGGAGUCGACCCCUGACCCCACAGGCCGCUUGCUGGACGCCUGGCAGGGACGCCCCGGUGCCUCGGUGGGUCGCCUGCUGGAACUGCUCUCCAAGAUGGGCCGCGAGGACGUGUUGGUCGAACUGGGGCCCAGCAUAGAGGAGGACUGCCAAAAGUAUAUUCUGAAGCAGCAGCAGGAGGAGUCUGAGAAACCCUUACAGGUGGCCGCAGUGGACAGCAGUAUCCCACAGACCCCUGAGCUGUUGGGCAUCACAACCCUAGAUGAUCCCCAGGGGCAAAUGCCCGAGCGCUUUGAUGCCUUCAUCUGCUACUGCCCCAAUGAUAUCCAGUUUGUGCACGAGAUGAUCCGGCAGCUGGAACAGACAGACUACCGGCUGAAGUUGUGUGUGUCCGACCGUGAUGUCCUGCCUGGCACCUGUGUCUGGUCCAUUGCCAGUGAGCUCAUUGAGAAAAGGUGCCGCCGCAUGGUGGUGGUUGUCUCUGAUGAUUACCUGCAAAGCAAGGAAUGUGACUUCCAGACCAAGUUUGCACUCAGCCUUUCGCCAGGUGCCCAUCAGAAGCGAUUGAUCCCUAUCAAGUACAAGCCAAUGAAGAAAGACUUCCCUAGCAUCCUGCGGUUCAUUACUGUCUGUGACUACACCAACCCUUGCACCAAGUCCUGGUUCUGGACUCGCCUGGCCAAGGCCCUGUCCCUGCCCUGAAGAUUGCCUUAGGGCCUGGAGUGUGCAUCUGUCUGACAGCACAUGCCUCCUCCUGCAGUUGUAAGGGGUCCUGCUUGUUUCUCAAUUCCUGGAAAUGCCAGCUGCACAGACAUCUGUAGUCACUGAACAUACCUAGGCACCACAUCUCAUGUGGCUGCAAAUGGCAUGUUCCCUUGCUGAACUAUCAGCCAGACAGCAAAAACCAGGGCUGACUGGCACUAACAGGCGGACAUCUUAGGAUGCAGUUUCGCUAGCUGAGAACCAGGUAGGAUGAGAACAGGCAGUGUCCGUGUUCGCAUCACUGUAGGAGAAGGUGAAGCAGCAUUGCUCUGGGUCUCCAUUGUUCAUGGUGACAGAACUGACUGCCAGGGCCGCAUGCUGGCCAUUGCUGGGUCCCUGGCACUGCCAGGCAGCUACUUCAACAAUGAUGCCUAAACAUGCUUUAGGGACUUGCUGCCCAGGUCACAGCCCUCUUCCUAUGAUGGGCUUGCCCAGCACAAGGAGAUCCCACCUUGGGCCUCCAGCUUUCAUCUGCCUCUUUGCCUCUGCCCACCCUUACUGUGACAAGGCCCGAAUGUGGACCCGAAUGGCUAGGGUGCUUUUCAGUUUCACCUAUUGAGAGGCCUGUAGUCAUGCGCUCAGUUCUGCCUAGUACAAGAUGGGAUCCCACCCUCUGGCAUCUCCAUCAGGUUUGGGUUCCAGGGCAGUGUAAGCAGGAAGCCUUUCUCCCCUGGCCACCUGCAGAGAGCUCUCCCACAAGUCUUCUGUGCCUUAACUGCCUUUAUGAAGUUGUUUGCUGGGACCAGUUUACAAACAGUGAGUACCCAAGAGCCUCCCACCCCAGAGCUUGUGGGCACACAGGCACAUACAAACCUACAGAGACCUGUCCAUCCCUGCGUGUGCACAUUCACACACAGAGCACUUUCACACACGUUCCCCGGUACAGUUCUCAGGGACAGAAUGUCCCACCAUUUGGGCAGGGGGCGGGGGGGGGGGUAACCCUGGGCAAAAAUGAGCACUCUUGUAUUCCUGUUCUCUUUUUAACAUGCCAGCAUUUAUACCUUCAAUGGCAUUUACACUUCCCUUUUGCCUUGGGAAAGAAAUACUCAGAACUCACAGCAAGUAAACUGCAGACACAGCUGUUUUUGCCUCCAGGGGGUUUAUGCAUUACUCUCAUACUCUCCCUCUGAGAAAGAAUGUCACAGUCUCAGGUGUCUGUGUCCCAGGGCAGACCCCAGGACCCUAAAUCUAACAGAAAAUGUUUUCUCUGCUCUACAUCCAGCUUGUCCUCAGGCAACUUCCCUCAGGGUCCCAGAGGCACUGGAGGCCCCCUCAGCAUGAUUAGCUACCAUGCACCCACCCUGACACUGGAGAGUACUUUAUAAAAUAAUUUCAAGAAAGUAUCUCUCACAUCUGUUCUGUAUGAGUUAUGAAAAUUUCAAAGAGAGCGGGGAAAUGCCUGUCAUUUAUCCUUCUGGAUCCUGGUUUAUAAUAAAGAGUUCUCUACUUUGGAGCAGCAGCUUUCUUUUGUGUCUGGAAGGAAAUGAAGCAGAAGAGAGGAAAGGAAGGGGAGGAGGGAGGAAGGAAAGAAAGAAAUCCUGUUCUUUCUAGCCAAAGGACCAGUAAAG